AUGGCGGUGGGCGAUACAGCAGCUGGAGGGGCGUGCCGCCGCGCCGCGCCGCUCUCUGCUGUCCGCUGUCCGCUGUCCGCCUACCCAGCACCCGCCGUGACGCGGGCCGCUCAGCGGGGGUCCCUACCACCAGCUGGUCGCCGCGCCGCCGCGCCGCCCCGUGACGUCACCGGAGAAGCGCCGCACGCGGUCGGUAUCGCCGCCGCCGCCGCCAUUGCAGCGAGCUCGAGCGCCCGCCUGUCCCAUAAACUGCAGCAGCCUAAUAGAGUGGGCCGUCUCGGGCAGCGCGCCGCGGCGUCGACGCCAUCUGUAAUCGACCGCGACGGGCGCCCGCCCCCCGCCGUGACGCCCCGGAGUGGGCCACUAUGCAGUCCGCGGGAGGCAGAGGUCCUCGGCGAGGCGGCGGCGGCGGCCCCGCAGACAAAUGCGGACCGAGCCGGAGCUGACUCCUCCAAAUUAACCUUUUUGUUUCGGAACGGUAACCCCGCGGCGGCGCGCGCCCGGCCGACCCCGCGGCCGAUCAGCACGUUAAUUGAAUGUGCCAAUCAAGUUAAUGAAACGCCGGGCGGGCUGCCUACCUGCCGGCGAUGA
Schistocerca piceifrons (Central American locust) is the source of this 591-nucleotide messenger RNA. RefSeq lists its product as uncharacterized. The record is from RefSeq and is a predicted model, not a curated record. The transcript has 3 exons. Bases 1 to 591 code for a protein of 196 amino acids. Lineage: Eukaryota; Metazoa; Arthropoda; Insecta; Orthoptera; Acrididae.